Messenger RNA from Lethenteron reissneri (Far Eastern brook lamprey), 9816 nucleotides. Its product is annotated as rho GTPase-activating protein 6-like. Lineage: Eukaryota; Metazoa; Chordata; Hyperoartia; Petromyzontiformes; Petromyzontidae. Gene Ontology annotation, biological process: signal transduction. The record is from RefSeq and is a predicted model, not a curated record.
AACGGAAACGCGCGUGGAGAGACGCGGGCGGGAGACGCCGCGAACGCAAUUCUAGGAGGACCCGGACCGACGACGCGGACCCAGCCACGACCCAGAGAAGCUUUCUAGGGGCGUCCCGGACUAGCCGACACCUUUCUCGGACCGUUGAGAAGAAAUCUGCAUCGACGUUUGAUCCAGCGCCACGAGCCAUACCUCGGGAGUGGAACUUACCCUCGCCUGGCCAGGUCGCGACCGGACUCGCGCAAAUAGUGCGACACGACCUCAUUGCCUCUGUCCGAGGACGGGGUGUGGGGGGGCUGGUCGCUGUGAUAUCUGGCUCCUGGCAGGUUAUGUGGGCUCGGCUCUUAUAGAGACACUUGAAGACUCCAGUCGAGAUCCUGUUCUCGGGACGACCAGGGAGAUCUGGGGCAAUCAGCGAGACCCGAAGGCAUCUUAGACCUCAGUCAGUGGGAGCGGCUUGUCACUGCAGAACCUGCUACAGGAGGACCUGAGAUCGGACCCCUGGAGGACCUGGUGGAGCCUCAAACGCGAAUGCCCUUUUCGAGGAACUGAAACUGAGCCAUUGGAGAUCAUACUCCCUGGAGGAGCUCAGUGAAGAAGUCGUGAACCAUUUUGAGAAAACAUCUGGACUUAUUGGGGAAGCCUUGAACCGCUUGAGAAGCAACUUGCACUCAUUAAGUAGCCUGUGUACACCCAUCGGGGAUCAAUUGAGGAGCUCGUACAUCCGUCGAUGAACCUUUGGACGCAUUGAGGCGGCGCUGAUAAGCUGGUGGAACUACGAAGGAGCUGUUGGAGACCUCGACAACCCGGGGAGGAGACGGAGCCGACUCGACAUGCAAGGGACCUCGCUGUGACUGUUUAGGGUGGACAUCCCCCCUGGCAAAACUUCAAAGCACAUCUCCAGACGAGGCAAACGUCGGCUCGCAGAGGCAACUGAAACCCACGGACUUAAAUCCAACCGGCUACUCCCACUGAGAUGUCAACAAACCCUGCUGCACCUGGAUGUUAGUUCAUCUGCUACCACCAGGAUGUUCCGUGGCCAGCUUUGCCGGACGCUAGUUGGACCACCUGCUGUAGUACUCGGCUGGUAGCCAAAGAGUCACCCGGAUACUGGUCAAGUGGCCGCCUGGAUUUUAAUCGGCCAGAAGCUCAAAUGUUAGUCAACCAUAUACUUGGAUAGCAGUUGACCAGUUACCUGAAUGUUAUUCAACCUAGUUACUGGGAUAGUAGUCAUCCAAUUAUCUGGAUGUUAGUCAACUUUGGAUGAUAGUCGAUCACCUGAAUAGAUGCUCAUCAAUUGCCUGCCUUGAAGUGAGUCGGCCAAAUACCUGGAUAUGAGUUGGCCAAUUUACUAUUUGCUCGGGAACCAAUUACGUAGAUGCUAGUUCACCAAUUACUUAAGUUGUACCCUGGUUUACCAUUUGCCCGGAUGCCGAUGACACCGCAGCUCUCCGAAUGGCGAUAAGACUCGUGAGCAGAUGUUAGUCGACCAGUUUCCCGGAUGAGAGUCGUCCUGCUUCCCGGAUGUUAGUCGACCGUUCCCCACGCGAUGAUGCGAUUCAGUUCCGUGGGAGACCACGUGACCCUGGAGCGUUGUGUUACCUACACCGGCGACCUGACGUGGGUGACGGGCGGCGGCGAGGGCGUGCGCCUGGGCCCCGUGGCGCUGGGCGCGCUCUCCGAGCUCGAGAGGGCCCGCUUGCAGGAGGCGGCCCUCGCUCGCCUCGCCGACAUGCAGCUGCCCUGCAACAUCGCCAUCCCGAAAGAUGGCCAGAAACGGAAAAAAUCCUUGCGUCGGAAACUUGACACGACUUUGUCUCGGGAGAAGUCAAAGGACAAAGAGUCCCCUGCGCGUGCCUUCGGGCUGCCCCUGCUCCAGGUCAUCGCCAAUGACCUGGAGCUGAAGCAGCGCAGGGAGCUGCUGUCGUCCUGCGUGCCGGACCCCUCGCCACCACCCCCGCCGCUCGCCCAUCCUGGGUCGGUGGGGUCAGGGGGCACGGGGUCACGGGGCGUGGGGUCGGAGAUGACGGGGUCGGCGCUGGAGUCGUCCGCCGCAGGGUCGACGCGAGACGAGGGCGGAGAAAACGCGGGGAGAGCGACAACAGGGAGGACACGGCCCCAGCAGAGGAGGGGUGCGAUGUCCGUGGAUAGCCUGGCGGAGCUGCAGGGGAACCCGUCGCGUCUGCUGGAGGCUCUGCAGCUCUCGCUGCCGGCCGAUGCAGCGGCAGGGGGCGGCGGGGGCUCCACGCGGGGGCGGUGGCGCCGAGGGGAGGGGCAGCGCCUGAGCCUCAACCCCACGUUCCCCCGCGUGCCCCGCGUCGUCGAGGCUUGCUGCUCCCACCUCGAGCAGCACGCUCUGCACACGGUCGGCAUCUUCAGAGUGGGCAGCUCCAAGAAACGCGUUCGACAGCUGCGGGAUCAGUUUGACCGCGGCGGUGAGGAGGCGGCGUCGAUCGGCGAGGAGGCGAGCGCGCACGACGUCGCCGCGCUGCUCAAGGAGUUCCUGCGCGACCUCGCCGAGCCCCUGCUUUCGCGCGAGCUCUACCCGGCCUUCGUGCACGCCGCCGGGCUGGACCCGGGGCAGCAGGUGCCCCUCCUCAGGCUGCUCGUGUGCCUGCUGCCCCCGUGUAACUGCGACACGCUGCACCGCGUGCUCUCCUUCCUCGCCACGGUGGCACGCCACGCGGGCACGCAGGCCGACACGGGGGAGCAGGGAAAUAAGAUGACGGCUCAGAACUUGGCGACGGUGUUCGGGCCGAACCUCCUGCGUGGGGAGCGGAGCGUGCGUGAGGACAGCACGGCUGUCAUCGCCACCACGUGCUCGCUCAUCGAGCAGCACGAGCAAGUCUUUCUGAUCCCGCCCGAGCUUCAGCACGAGGUUCUGCUGCGGCUCAUGGAGUCCGACCCAGAGGUGGUGGAGCACCUGCUGAGGAGGAAGGCAGCGGGGGCCGGGGUGGCGGAGCGAGGCUGGCCGAGUGUCCCGGGUCGCGACGGUUCCAGCGAGAGCCUGGAGGGGGGGUCCAGCGCGGAUGGGGACGGGGAGGGGUCCCCCUACGAGAACACUUCCCCGGUGCUGGGGGCGCGCGGAGCGGUGGCAGCGGAAGGAGCAAGCACAGUGCAGCGGAGAACUCACGCGUGGACGCCGUGGCAACAUCCACAUACACACAGGACCCACCGUCCCCACGACCCUCUUAACCGGUUACCACAUCCUGACAUGGUCGCCACUCCUUCCCGGGCCCCUGACCUCGACCUUGACCUCAUGACCCUCAGAGACAACGACUCGAGGUCACACGUGGCCCCAGGUGGAGCGGAAGUCGGAGGAGGUGGAGGACCCAUCCCCCUCACUCGCACCCGCAGCUCAGGCCCCGGAGUCACAGACACUCAGGACCUCGUGGGCACGAACACCAGGGAGGGCCUAGGUCGCCCGGGGCAAGGACCCGGAAGAGUGGAAGAUGGCCGCCGCUUCCACUGUAUCAACAGCAGCAGCUGCAAAGUCAGCAGCAGCAGCGGCAACAGUGGCAGCAGUGGUGGACGAAACAACAGCUUCCUCUUCUCGCAAUCACAGCCAGACCUGCCGAGCCUGGGGGGCCCAAACCCCGCCGAGCUCAAUGGGCGAGGCUGGGACGGCAUCCCCUACAGUCCAGCAGUGCAGGCCCGGCUAGGCCCCGUCAAGUGCUUGCCAAGGGACGCCCCGGCGAGCAGGACCUUCUUCACGAGCCAAGCGGGUGCCGCGAAGGGGUCCAACGUGGGGGAUGCGGGUGGCAUAGGGCCCGGUGGAGCCGCUUCUCGCUGGGUGCGGGCCUUGCCGGCCGAGGGGCGGCCCUCAGAGGGCAGCCCGGAUGCCAGGAGGAUCGGAAAUCUCAGCCCUGAGCAGUCGGACUCCAUCCCUGAGACGUUUGUCUGAGAAGCAUCCACCGUUGCUGUGGAGUGGCGUCCCAUGGAGGCCCAAGAGGGAGUGACUGUGGGACCCUGGGGAUUGAGGGCUCAGAGAGCGGUCCCCUUCCCUCUUGGCUUAGGAGUGGCUGCCAGCGUUGGUAAAGGACACACAGCAGAAUUAGUUAAGUUCUGGUUGAGUGUAGGGUUUUUCAAAGCUCCGUCCUCAGUCCUCACCAGUGUGGGUUUCCGUGUUUACCAAUCACCAGGUGUGCACAGUGUUUCAUGACAUCAUCGCAUUAUGGUCGCCAUCAACACCAUGAAUAUAAGCAGCAUCAUGAGAUAUAAGCAAUGCCAGGCGAGCGUAGCACCAAGGUACUUGUAUGAAUAGCACUUCCCGGGUUCUUACGCUGAUAUUAUGUUACCCAAAGCUGCCAAAUUCCUGGGAGGCUCAAAUAGGACACUUGGUCUAACGACGGCUCCCUGCCCUCUGCCAGCCCCGCCCAUUUUUAUAUAGCCACACCCACUCAACCACUAGCUCCGUCCAGAGGUCCUCCUCACUCUUCCUGUCAUUGCCCCCCCCCCUAACUGGUCAUAGACCUCACCCACUUUUCUGCCAACACCACCCUGUACUCAGGUGGCCUUGCCCUUUGCCCAAAUAAUGAAUCCAGAACGAGGUCAGAAAAUGUUAAACCCAGACAACAUUCCAAUUUUCACAAAUUCUUAAGAACAACAUGAUAGCCUUUCUGAACCCGGAAUGUCCUGGCCAAACCAGAAAGUUUGGUAGCUAUAAUAAUAGAUACCUCAAGGUGUCUCACUACUCUAGGGCUUAAUGUCUCACUGAAUAUUUUCCAGAUCGCUGGUAGACUGGAGUGACUCGUAGCCACAGCCAUAACGAGAGGUGUGGUGGAUGUGGCAGAGCUGUCGCUCGACAUUUUGGCGCCUGGGGUAAGGUGCAAUGCUCGCAAUGCCCCCCCUACCGCAUCCAAAGCUUCAACACUCCUGCCCUCCGGCCCUUGCUAUUGCACUGGCAUAUGGUGUACUCAGUGAGUGAAUAUUUUCCUGGUCACUGCACCCGACCACACUUGGCUGUGAUGCCCCACUCAAACCUGUGGGGAGGACCUGGGACCAGAGUUUGAGAAACCUUGGCCUGGAGACAGGCUCCGUUUCCCGUCAUUUUCCUCCACCGUCACGUGGGGAGCUGCUCGUCAAAUCGCAUGGACUUGAACGAGCAUGGCAUUUUGAGUUGGGGUUUUUGGGGAGGGGGUUAGGGAUGGGAAGGGGGUAUCAUUAAAAUAUGGGCCCCCCACCUCGUGACUCUAUAAUGUCGGGAUGGGGGGCAGGGGGCAUGGAUCAGGUCAGAUCAAGUCAGGUCAAACCAGGGCAGGCAUCGCGAGCAAUGAAGCAUCACUUGUGGUGUCACAUUUGAGUGUUCACGUAAAGACAUUUAUUCGUGCUUAUUAAAGUUUAAUUACUGUGGAACAAUAAUAUGUGUAAGUGUAUAGAAAUAAAUAUGUCACUAAUUGUAAUGAUAGUAAUAACACUUAAGUACUGUAUUUUUAAAGGAAAUGGGAAACAAACUAUUAAAGUGAGAGAUAAAAUAUCACCACAUUCGUAAUUAGUGUUCCCUUGAAAUAUAAAAAAUAGACAGUACAAUUGACCAUAUGUGUACAUGUACAGCCUUUUUGUCCUUCCACUGCUUGAUGAGGGCCUCCCCACACCUUUCGGUCUUGGGGGACAUGUGAUCAUACUUCACCGCACUGGUCAUUGUGGUCUGUUGAUUUAGGAGCCUUAAACAUUGCCCAAGAGCAGCCUACAACAAGCAAUUAUGCUUGGUGGUUGCCCAUCCAAGCACUAUCCAGGCUUAAACCUGCUUAGCUUCUGAGAUCUGAUGAGUUCGGGCACAUUUCCAUGUAUUUGGAGCACAGUGAUUCAGUGCGAUUAGCCAUGCACCCAGCGAACCACGUCUUAAUUCCCACCACGGCUAAAAUCAGUGGCAAGUCAUAUCUGAAACCAGUGCUGCCCCCCCCCCCCCACCUUUACCAACAGGUAUUGACCAACGUGGUGAAGUAUGUUCACACAACCCCUAUCACGGGGAGUGAGGAGACCUUCAUCCAGCGGUGGAUUAACAAAGGGAUGCCACCAUUAUUGCAAUAGGCUAGCGUUUAUUGGUUCGUUUGUCACUGAAAUAUGUGAAUCUUAAAACGCUUUCAGUGUCCAGUCAUAAUGGGAUAACGUUACAGGCAAUUCCUUUUUCGAAGAAUGAGUGGAAAAUGUUAACGUCAUAAUUGGUGAAAAAGCGCUUCUCCACUGUGGUACCUUACAAACGUUGAAGGGAGUUGAAAUGUGAAGAGACGAGAGUUUCUCCCCAUAUAAAAAAUAAAGUAACUAUUUCGUUGGAUCCAGGCCUGUCUCUGCUAAAACUAAACUACACUAUUUUUAUUUUAACAGGUAAGGCCCACUGAGCUCUAUAACUAUUUUUCAGAAGUGACCAGGCCACAAAUGAUAGCUCGACCAAGUGGCUUAUGUGGAAAUGUAUAGCGGCUAAAUACUCUAAAUGCAUGGUAUUUUUCUAAAUGUGGAGGGAAAAACUGGAGGACCCAGAGAAAAAUCAACGCGAUCAUGGGGAGAACAUGCAAACUCCAAUAACGCAGGCGCCAGGGUCGGGAUCGAACCCACAACCUCCUGUAUACCAGGUGAGGUAGUUAACAACUCACCAUCAUAGCGCCCACGGUAAUGAUACACAGAGAGUUGACACGGGUGCAGAGUUGACCUGCCUAAAUACAUGCUGCUGGAAAACACUGGUCCCGUUGGCCCAAGGACCAAAAUGUUUAUUUCGUUUAAUUUGUGUGUGAGGCAGACUCUUAUCUAUUUAGUAAAUUAUUACCACAACUUCCCCACGACUGCCCAUGCUGGCCCAUGAACCGAAUCAGCCGCUCGAUGCGCCCGAUCUCGUUUCAUCUCAGAAGCUUUGCGCGCUUAGAGUUAGUUUGGAGUAUUGCUUCAUAGGCGACUGCUAUGCAUGACAGGUGUUAUAAGCUGCUACGGAACUUUAUUGUGGGCUGCGAAAGGCAGCGCAGGAACAUCUGUUGUUACGACGUGCUUCUUUACUCCCACAUCCAGUGCUCCACACCUUCAACCUGCACUGAAUGGCGCGGUGAAGUAUGCUCAUAUAACCCUCGCAACCGGCGUGGCAUGGAGAGGCUUUCAUCCAACAGGGGAUUGGCAUGCACAAUGCGCAGUAUAUUUUGAGAGUUUUUUUGGGAUGUCAGAAGUGUUUAUUUAAUAUCGGAGUUUUUUUUCUUCCUCCCAUAAAUUAAAGCUUUACUGUUUUAGAGUAGCAAACACAAAAUCGCUCACUCUAUGAUGGCGGCAGACUUAAUCACAAAGGAGGUGCAUUGUUAUUGUAUUUGUACUUGUACACCGAUGCUGGUGCAGUCCUCAAAUUAUUUACAGAACCACACAGCGCUGUGGACACCAACAAUGGAAAUGUGUACAAAAAGUGGAAAGGGGCACCCUUUGAAAAGAUGAGAUCAGGGGCAAAGCUGGGAUCGAUUAUAAUCGCCAUGUAAAUUGCAAUGUAAAUUGAAAAUCAUUACGAAUGACGCAGUUCAAUUGAAAUUGACUAAAGGUUUGGUUAUGGUUAGAGUUAUGUUCAGAGGAAGAUCUAACACUAAUGCAGAAGUCGGCACCCAAAAUAGCAAGAAGAGACCUUUUUUUUAUUUCGUAAAAAAACUCAAUAUUUAAAGUGCCACAAUGCAUGUGAAUACGAGACGGUCCUGAAUAAAGAACGUCACGAAGCAAGUCCUUAAAGAGCCAAACGCGGCUCCGGAGCCGCAGGUUGCCGACGGCUGGACUCGUGGCUAGUUGGUAAAUUGGAUAGAUUUAUGGAUGGGGCUGCUCGUACUAGCGGCCGGUUGAAUAGUGGGUUAGGCUUCGGAUCAGUGGAAGGGUAAUUGUUCAUGGCUCGUUAGCUAAUUAGUAAUAUUUAUGGUUAGAAAUAUGGCAAAUAAUAGAAGCUGGAUGACGCGAUACACAGAAUUUGGGAAAGGUCUAGUUAUAUUGGCUGGUUCGCUGGUUAUUUAGGGCUAAGGUUGGCACUAAUAGCUGGUUGUCUCGAUUUUUAGGAUUUCAAAAGUGGAUGAUUGGCUCAUUGGUUCGGGGUCAGGCUAGCGUUUGGAUGGUUAGCAUGUUCCAUUCUGCCCCAAUGUGUGAAAUGUUUUGAUUUUAUAUUCUUUGGGUCUUUCGGUAAAGGCACGUAGAUAGGUUGAAAGAAAAUAAGAUAGGUUGAAAGAAAGAAAAUAACAAAAAAACGAAAUAACAAAAAACUUUUUAUUUUUUUUGUUAUUUUCUUUCAACCUAUCUACGUGACUUUACCGUAGUCUUUUGUUAUUUUUUUAUUAUUUUAUUUCAACCUAUCUUCGUGAUCACGACGUUUCGAUCGCAACUGCAAGCAAUCGUCAUCAGGCGGAUUGCUUGCGUUGCAAUCAAAACGUCAGGAUCUAUUAUUUUUUUCUAACCUACGUGACUUUACCGAAAGACCCAAAUAAUAUGAAUUCCUGUAGUCACGAAAGCUUCAAAUUAAGGUUUUGAUUUUAGCUGUUUAGUUUCUGGUGUUCACAACAUCAACCCCACACUUGUCGGAUUAGGUCUAAUGUGUGUCAGGUCAUGGCUGCAAGUGCUUGUGGCUAGGGUCUGGCGAGGGGAGGGGUCUCACAGUACUGUGCCUAAAGUAUUGGUGGGGGGUGGGGGGUCCUGGGUUACUUUUGGAGGGCGCUGUUAUCUCCAGCUUGAUGGUGUUGAAAAAUGAAGCACAUGGGUUAGAUGGGACCAGACUUAUAACCACUGUCCUCAAGUAUUACCAUAAUACUAUUCUCUAUUAAUCCAGGAGAGUCUCACGAGUCUGAAGAUUAUUUUUCAGAGGAGUCUUACGUUGGAACAUUUGGCCAAUUCCUUAUUGACCUCGGAGUCCACCUAGCCUGGCACAACCACAGCAGUGAUAUCAACACCAUGAUGGGGUGAAUGCUGGUUAUUUUGUGUGAGCAUGUGAGAGAGUAACAUGUUUUGUGUGUCGAUAUCAUGCCAUAGCCUUAUAGUAAAGCUAACCAACUCACUUGGAGGCUGCACCGGGAUGCAUUGUGGGGCUGGAAGCCCCUUCCUCUUGGUCAGCCCUGCCCACUUUUACAUUGCCACGCCUACUCAACCACUCGCUUCGCCAACAGGUCCUCACUCUUCCUGAAGAUGGCCCCACCCACUCCUCGGCCAACCCUGCCCACUAUUCAGGUAUCUCCGCCCGAUUUCCAUAUGAUGAGUCGUGCAUGGGGGCCAGGCGAAAUGCACAUUUUCAACAAAGGUUUUGUAACACCGGUACAGACUUUCUAAAAUUGUGAUUCCCCUGCAAAAUCUUUACGGCCAUUUGGUAGCUUUACCUUACAGUCCUACAUGUGCUGGCCUUAAUAAGUGCUCGCGAGCAAACACUUAUCCAGACUAGUUAGAGCGUCUUGUGUGUGUCACAUAGGUUAGUGAUCGCUUUGUCAUCCAGUCGCAGAGAGCCUUGUUUGAUGUCUGUUCAUGAGAUUGAUGGUCAUCGCCAGCACCACCGGUCGCCAAGUGAUAUUUGAACCUUACCUGGAACAUCCUCAGUGGACUCAUUCGUCAACUGAGUACCUGUUGCGGCGGGGGUGGUGUGGUCACUACUCAAAUAUAUCUAUACACGAGUAACAAAGACGGUCGGGUGAGAAUAGUGCUUGUCAAAUCAGCAUUUUCUUGUGCCAUGCCUUAAUAGACGCUCACAAAUAGUGCUUGCCUCGAGCGUUCAGGUGAAGAGAAUAUCUGUUGUGUGCAUGUGACCAGGUGUGUCCUGUGUGAAUUACCUGUUGGAUUACAGUAGUGUUUUAUUGUCGCAUAAUCAAAAGACAUCAUUAAAACCCCUCUGUAACAGGA